UCCGGUGGCGGGACGCGGGGCCGCGCACGCGGGAAAAAGCUCCCCCGGCCCCCGUGCCCCCGCCCCCCCCCCCCGAACUCCGGCGUCCCCCAGCGCUCGGGUCUCGAGGGUGCAGCCAGAGGAGGAUUGAGAGCCUCCGCCACCCAGAAGUUGGGGCCCGGCUCCCGCUGGAGCCAGCCAGGUGCCAGUCAGCAUGGCAGAGACGCUGGAGUUCAACGACAUCUACCAGGAGGUGAAGGGGUCCAUGAACGACGGCCGGCUGAGGUUGAGCCGCCAAGGCAUCAUCUUCAAGAACAGCAAGACGGGCAAGGUGGACAACAUCCAGGCUGGAGACCUGACGGAAGGCAUAUGGCGCCGCGUCGCCCUGGGCCACGGGCUCAAGCUGCUCACGAAGAACGGGCACGUCUACAAGUAUGAUGGCUUUCGAGAGUCGGAGUUUGAGAAGCUCUCAGACUUCUUCAAGGCUCACUACCGCCUGGAGCUGAUGGAGAAGGAUCUCUGUGUGAAGGGCUGGAACUGGGGGACCGUGAAGUUCGGAGGGCAGCUGCUCUCCUUUGACAUCGGGGACCAGCCCGUCUUCGAGAUUCCCCUCAGCAACGUGUCCCAGUGCACCACGGGCAAGAACGAGGUGACAUUGGAGUUCCACCAGAACGACGACGCGGAGGUCUCGCUCAUGGAGGUGCGCUUCUACGUGCCCCCCACCCAGGAGGACGGCGUGGACCCCGUUGAGGCCUUUGCCCAGAACGUGCUGUCGAAAGCAGAUGUGAUCCAGGCCACCGGAGACGCCAUCUGCAUCUUCCGGGAGCUGCAGUGUCUCACUCCCCGCGGCCGCUACGACAUCCGCAUCUACCCCACCUUCCUGCACCUGCAUGGCAAGACCUUCGACUACAAGAUCCCCUACACCACCGUGCUGCGGCUCUUCCUGCUGCCCCACAAGGACCAGCGGCAGAUGUUCUUCGUGAUCAGCCUGGACCCCCCCAUCAAGCAGGGUCAGACCCGCUACCACUUCCUAAUCCUCCUCUUCUCCAAGGACGAGGACAUCUCCUUGACUCUCAACAUGAACGAGGAGGAGGUGGAGAAGCGCUUUGAGGGGCGGCUCACCAAGAACAUGUCGGGGUCCCUCUAUGAGAUGGUCAGCCGGGUGAUGAAAGCGCUGGUGAACCGUAAGAUCACGGUCCCAGGCAACUUCCAAGGGCACUCGGGGGCCCAGUGUAUCACCUGCUCCUACAAGGCCAGCUCGGGGCUGCUGUACCCGCUGGAGCGCGGCUUCAUCUAUGUCCACAAGCCCCCCGUCCACAUCCGCUUCGACGAGAUCUCCUUCGUCAACUUUGCCCGAGGCACCACCACCACGCGCUCCUUCGACUUUGAGAUUGAGACCAAGCAGGGCACGCAGUACACCUUCAGCAGCAUCGAGAGGGAGGAGUACGGGAAGCUGUUUGAUUUCGUCAACGCGAAGAAACUCAACAUCAAAAACCGAGGCCUGAAAGAGGGCAUGAACCCCAGCUACGACGAGUACGCAGACUCCGAUGAAGACCAGCACGAUGCCUACUUGGAGCGGAUGAAGGAGGAGGGCAAGAUCCGCGAGGAGAACGCCAACGACAGCAGCGAUGACUCAGGAGAGGAGACGGAUGAGUCAUUCAACCCAGGUGAAGAAGAGGAGGACGUGGCAGAGGAGUUCGACAGCAACGCCUCUGCCAGCUCCUCCAGUAACGAGGGCGACAGUGACCGGGACGAGAAGAAACGGAAACAGCUUAAGAAGGCCAAGAUGGCCAAGGAUCGAAAAAGUCGCAAGAAGCCCACGGAGAUGAAGAAGGGCAAAGACCCCAACGCCCCCAAGAGGCCCAUGUCCGCUUACAUGCUGUGGCUCAACGCCAGCCGAGAGAAGAUCAAGUCGGACCACCCUGGCAUCAGCAUCACGGAUCUCUCCAAGAAGGCAGGCGAGAUCUGGAAGGGCAUGUCCAAAGAGAAGAAGGAGGAGUGGGAUCGCAAGGCCGAAGAUGCCAGGCGGGACUAUGAAAAGGCCAUGAAAGAAUAUGAAGGGGGCCGGGGUGAGUCAUCCAAGAGGGACAAGUCAAAGAAGAAGAAGAAAGUCAAGGCAAAGGUGGACAAGAAGUCCACGCCGUCCAGGGGCUCCUCAUCCAAGUCUUCCUCAAGGCAGCUAAGCGAGAGCUUCAAGAGCAAAGAGUUCGUGUCCAGCGAUGAAAGCUCUUCCGGAGAGAACAAGAGCAAAAAGAAGAGAAGGCGGAGCGAGGACUCUGAAGAAGAGGAACUGGCCAGUACUCCCCCCAGCUCAGAAGACUCGGCAUCGGGAUCUGACGAAUAGAGACGAGGAGAGUUCUUGGCUUGCCCUGUCAAACCCCCCUCCCCCCAGUCUCCCUGCUCGUGUUUUUGGUACCAGUCUCAUCUGAAACGCAGUCCUUGGACUGACUCCCUGCCAUCUGAAGGGGCUUUCCUGUAGCACGCACUUGGCUGGAGCGGCAACGGAGGCAUCCCGCUCUGCUGCCUCCCAACGAUGGCGCCUUGGCGCUGGGGGCAGAGACUGCGCGGGAGGCAGGGCGCUGCAGGGUCCAAAUCCCCCUCCUCUCUCGACCUUAGGGGUACAGCUGCUGCUUGUCCCGUUCACGUUGCUGUGGCCAGGCUUAUGCAAGGCCGGGCCUGUAAGCUCCUCACUGGAGCCUAUUUCUACAUUUAUUUUGUAUUUCUGGUCUGUGGAAAAAAAAUAAAUCAGCAUUUAAUAAAGCGAACUGACUUUGGAAACCA
Molecule: messenger RNA, 2760 nt
Organism: Erinaceus europaeus (western European hedgehog)
Lineage: Eukaryota; Metazoa; Chordata; Mammalia; Eulipotyphla; Erinaceidae
Gene: SSRP1
Product: structure specific recognition protein 1
Exons: 17
Coding region: 194-2323 (709 amino acids)
Cellular component (GO): FACT complex; nucleus
Molecular function (GO): histone binding; DNA binding; nucleosome binding
Source: RefSeq, a predicted model, not a curated record